AUGGCCUCCCUCCUACCCUCGUUCCGCAACAGCUCUGCCUCAAAUACCUCUCCGCGUUCCCCCUCGCCCCCCAGCUCUUCGCAUGAGCUUUCGCCAGAGCUGCGCACAUCAGCAGAUGCCCCUCGUCUUUCGCCCUUUGCUUCGCCAGCCGGAUUGCUGAUACCAUGGAUCAGCGAGUCGCCCACUUACUCUUCUCCUCAGCCUAGGUCCGCGCGAUCGCGCUCGCGAUCUAGGGGAGCCAUACUUGGCAGCAUCACAAUGGCAGGCGCAACGGGAUUCAUUGACGAAAGUCAUCCACAUCUCGUUGGAAGAAGCCAGGAAGGGCCUGCUGAGCCUAUGGACAUCCCGGCGUCCCGUGUUAAUGAGCCUUCUGUGGGGCCUUCACGGUCCAUUCCCGGAUGCUCCUCUAGGGUGGCGAAUGUGCCAGAACAAUCGCCUAUUCCGACUUAUGAGACAGCUUUGAGCCAGUCCCUCACUUCGCCCGUACACGAUGUGGUAUCCCAGCCGGUUUCCCAGUCGUGGACGGAAGAUCUGAACUGGGCGAGAGACUAUUCUGUUUCCGCGAAUGGAGGUCGCCAGAGGCAAGAUAUCGACGACUAUUUUGGGCUGGCACCAGACGAGGGGGAAGAAGAAGAAGAGUCUCCUGUUCGAGGGAGAAGUGGCUAUAGAAACCCUCACGGCGACUCUGCGGAAGCGACUGGAAGAGCACCGAUGCCUCCUGCGUAUUCACCAGAAGUCGGAAGGGACGAGCUGCAAAUCGUAUCUUCUGCUCACCUCUCUCCCGACCACCCUGCCUCCGGCUUCUUCGACGCUAUAGCGACUUCGCCAGAUGGCGCUGAUCCGCCGCCAGCCGUGUCGCCCAAUGACCCGGGGUUGACUGUCGGUAAUAAGAAGUUGAGCGUCAGGAUCGAGGAGGGUAGUGCCAGGCGCUGGAAUCAAAACAGCACAGGACCGAUCUAUAUCAAAGCAGGCAGAAAGGGAAAGGUCAAAGGGACCGUGUACGUCGGUCCAGUGGAUCACGCUCACAAGCUAGAAGUAUCUAUUCUGGGCUUUGCCAAAACCUCAUUCUAUGUCAGAGGACAAUUCAGCAUGAUCGAUACGCUUCCCUUGGUCCGAUCUUCUCUUAUCCUAUUUCCACCUGCCCGAGACUCUCAAGAUGACUCGUUGAAGCGAGCAAAAGACGGCACGCUUCUCAUGGAAGGAAAUUCUGUGUUCCCAUUUGAGGUUGAGAUGCCGAGCGCGUAUUGGAAGGACCAAACCAGCGAGCUGCCUCCGACCUGCAAUAUUCAGCAGUCAGGCCUGCAAGCGUCGGUCGAGUAUGUGAUCAGGAUCAAGCUCGCAAGGAAGGGUCAGCUGAGAACGAACGAAGAAAUUGGGAUUCCCGUUAUCUAUGAACCUAGAUCCUACAUCCCUCCUCGCCGUCUCAGGCUACUCGCCAUUGCCGACGACAGACACAAUCCAGGCUGGCGAACCAUCGACCUGAAGGGCGGCAACCCCGUCUGCCCGGAAUCGCUCAGUGCUCCGAUAUCUGCUACCCUGACUCUGCCUUCGCCUUUCAUCCUGUUUAUCACACCGAACCAAAAGCUACCCACCAUCCCUUUCCAUAUCCACUUUCAUCAUCCAUCAGGUGGUCUGCCUCUCAAGGUCUUUUCAGACCCAAGAGAAAGCGAUUGGGUGAUACGAUUACAAAGGCGGGUUGAUGUCAAGGUUGGCGGCGAGAAGGAAGUCCGAUACACCGAGCUUACUUGCAAGGUCGAGGUCUGGGAAGAGGGAGGCGAGGUGAUUGAUUUGAACGCUCUGAGAAAAAAGAAGGCCACCGAAGGGUCAAAGCCCCGGAGACCGUCAGAGGACGCCGAAUCCUCGGCCAAUGCGCAAUCGAAAACAGAGUCGCCGAGGAAAAAGUCGUUAUCUCUCACAGACCGUCUUCGUCGUAUGAGCUCGACGCCAGCGGUUGCUACUCUCUCAAAUUCUCCAACAGGUAUCUCAUCUAUUGAGGAGCAUCCUCCCGUCCCAUCAGCACCUUCAUCGUCCAAUCACGAGGCAGUGCUGGGCGACGGCGUCCAAGCGCACCUCGCUACAGACAUUACCGUGCAUGGCCGUCUGGACGUGCAGCUUCCGACGACUAUUGCCACCUCCGACAGCAUGCGAAAGAUGGUACAGAGUUUCAACACACCAGACUUUACGGUGCUGUACAUGAUGACAGUGGGCAUCCAGCCGAAGAAGGGGGCGGUCAAGGAGAAUUUUGGGUUCAUGUAUGGUAGGGCGAUGGUAGAGGUUGUAUGGGGGCGAUGA
Molecule: messenger RNA, 2292 nt
Organism: Cryptococcus wingfieldii CBS 7118
Lineage: Eukaryota; Fungi; Basidiomycota; Tremellomycetes; Tremellales; Cryptococcaceae
Exons: 3
Coding region: 1-2292 (763 amino acids)
Source: RefSeq, a predicted model, not a curated record